AUGGCCAGUUUGCUGCAAUCGCUGGGUCGCCAGAUUAUUGCGUUCGUCUCUAAGAUGACUGGAGCAGGCGUCAUAGCAUUCUCUAGUCUUCCCCCCAUUCGUCGCAUCGUGACAGGACACGAUGAGAAAGGGAACGGCACUGUUAAGAAUGAUUCUGCGAUUCCCUCACGACCAGCUAUCGGACCAGGGAGCGAAGGGCUGGCAGGAGGAAGUCUGUGGACGACUGUCGUCGAUGGAGCUUUGCGUCCCAUUGGAGGACAAGGUUUCGUUAUGCGAAACGGAACUAAUUUGAGAUUCACGGAUCUCGCUCCCGGGGCGUCUUCUCCCAUGCAUAGGACGAGCUCAGUUGACUACAACAUUUUGAUCUUUGGGAAGCUUAUUCUGGUUUUAGACGACGGUACCGAGGCAUUGAUUGAAAACCCCGGCGAUACGGUGGUGCAGAGAGGCAAUAUGCAUGCUUGGAGAAACCCUGGUCCAGGAGUCGCUAGAUGGGCGAGCGUACUUGUUGAUGCGGAACCGGCGGUGGUCAACGGAGCGACACUGGAUGAUGCCUGGUUGGCAUAG
Fomitiporia mediterranea MF3/22 is the source of this 564-nucleotide messenger RNA. RefSeq lists its product as uncharacterized. The record is from RefSeq and is a predicted model, not a curated record. The coding region runs from base 1 to 564 and encodes 187 amino acids. The transcript is spliced from 5 exons. Lineage: Eukaryota; Fungi; Basidiomycota; Agaricomycetes; Hymenochaetales; Hymenochaetaceae.